Melopsittacus undulatus (budgerigar) is the source of this 1415-nucleotide messenger RNA. It is a transcript of the gene HS3ST1, whose product is annotated as heparan sulfate-glucosamine 3-sulfotransferase 1. The transcript is spliced from 2 exons. Bases 213 to 1175 code for a protein of 320 amino acids. NCBI's taxonomy places the organism in Eukaryota, Metazoa, Chordata, Aves, Psittaciformes, Psittaculidae. Gene Ontology annotation, molecular function: [heparan sulfate]-glucosamine 3-sulfotransferase activity. The record is from RefSeq and is a predicted model, not a curated record.
GGGCGGCAGCGGUGAUCCCUCGGCUACCCCGCGGGCGCCCAUGGACCAGCGGGGAGGGCGGGCGCUGGCGCACGGCUCCGCGCCCCGGCGAGUUUCUGUUUGAGAAAUACGCGUUCAGUCAGCAAAACAAAAACAACUUUUAAAGGUUGUUCUCGGUGGAAAUCGCUCUAUGCCCCAUUACCUACUUGAGUGAAACCAGACUAAGAACUGUCAUGGCAGCUUUUCUGCUGGGAGCUGUGUUGCUUAUUGUUCAGCCUCAGGUAGUGCCUUCCAGACCAGCUAUAAAUUCAAAGGCAGAAACUUCUUCUCAGUCUGUUCAGAGAGAGCUUUUAAAGAAAACAUCUCAAAAAAAUGACUUCAAGGAAAAUAUUCAUUCCAAUGGAUCGUGCCGGCAGCUGCCACAUACUAUCAUUAUUGGAGUGAGAAAAGGUGGAACAAGAGCUUUGUUAGAGAUGUUAAGCCUCCAUCCAGAUAUUGCAGCAGCAGAAAGUGAAGUUCACUUCUUUGACUGGGAAGAUCAUUACAGAAAUGGAUUGCAGUGGUAUAUUAAUCAGAUGCCGUUUUCUUAUCCCCAUCAGAUCACAGUGGAAAAAACUCCAGCAUAUUUUACAUCACCUAAAGUGCCUGAAAGAGUUUAUAACAUGAACCAAUCAAUGAGACUACUCCUUAUUUUGAGAGACCCAAGUGAGAGAGUACUAUCAGAUUACACCCAAGUGUUCUAUAACCACAUGCAGAAGCACAAGCCGUAUCCAUCCAUUGAACAAUUCCUGAUUAAAGAUGGUGAACUCAAUGUGGGCUACAAGGCAAUAAACAGAAGCUUAUACUACAUUCACAUGCAAAACUGGCUGAAGUAUUUUCCCCUUGAUCAUAUCCACAUUGUAGAUGGGGAUAAACUAAUCAAAGAUCCCUUCCCAGAAAUAGAGAAAGUAGAGAGAUUUUUGAAGUUGUCACCACAGAUAAAUGCUUCAAACUUUUAUUUCAAUAAAACAAAAGGCUUCUAUUGCCUAAGGGACAGUGGUAGAGAGCGUUGUUUGCACGAGUCAAAAGGAAGAGCACACCCGCAAGUAGAUACCUGGUUGCUUGAGAAACUGCAUGAAUAUUUCCAUGAACCCAACAAGAAAUUUUUUGAGCUUGUGGGCAGAACAUUUGACUGGCACUCAUUUGUGGCAAGUUAGUGGUAGCUUCAGAACCUGUGUUCCAGUGUACAGUUAGAAAUUCUAAAAAGGGCAUUUAAGCUAUAAUUUAUUUGUAAAAUCCAUAAAUACUUCUGUACAGUAUUAGAUUCACAAUUGCCAUAUAUACUAGUUAUAUUUUUCUACUUGUUAAAUUUGAAAGCAUUUUGUAUUGUUUUUCAUGGUUGUUAACAUUGUGUAUGAUGUGUCUAUAAGAAGAAACUAAAUUAUUUCACUGCAGAA